Molecule: messenger RNA, 1695 nt
Organism: Bradysia coprophila
Lineage: Eukaryota; Metazoa; Arthropoda; Insecta; Diptera; Sciaridae
Product: odorant receptor 45b-like
Biological process (GO): sensory perception of smell
Cellular component (GO): membrane
Molecular function (GO): odorant binding; olfactory receptor activity
Source: RefSeq, a predicted model, not a curated record
UUCUAGAUUUUUGCGUCGCAUGCAUUUGGUUCCGCCGAAAUAGCGUAAUUUUUAUCUCAUUUCCUUUUAAAGAAUUUUUUGAUUCACGCAACCUGAAACGAAAGUGACAUGAUAUUAAAACCAACGGUUGUCGCAUUUCACACAUUAAUAUGACCGAACAAAGAAUGUACGCAAUGAAAGUUUUUACUUUACCGGCAAGAACCGCAUUAAAUAUUUAGAAUUCAAGACACAGAAUAAAACGUGUUCCAAACAAAGUAAAGUUUUAAGCCUUGACGAGAGAGGUGAAUGUUUAACGAGCACAACAUAAAACCCGAAAUUUUUUCUAUAAAACUAUCUUCUGAGUUCAAAUUUAAUUUCACUGUACAUCCAGCAGCUAUUGAGUGACAUGGGUUUUCUACCAUCGCCCACCGAUAAGCCAUUAGAUGAACAAGAAAUCGAAAAAGAAUAUUUGCGAGUACCACGAUUUGCAUUACGUGUACUUGGAUACUGGCCUCAUGAUAAAUUGCUAAGCCUCAGAGUCUUACCGUUUACGAUACUGAGUUUGACGAUUCUAGCACUGGGAGUGGCGGCUGAGGUAUCAUUUAGCUACACACAUGUAAACAAUUUACCGUUAGCAUUGGAUGCUUUAUGUCCAGCGCUGACAAAAGGGGUAACCAUAGUGAAAUUUAUCAUGCUGUUGCUUACCAGAUCGGAAGUGGCUAAAAUGCUUAAUGAUAUCAAACAGAAAUGGAUAAAGGGUCAGCUGUUUCUAUUCGUGAAAAUUAAGAGCCAACUUAUUUUAAAGCUUCGCAGACAAAUCACCAGAAUCAUCUAUGAAAAUCUGCGAGCAACUAGAGUCGCUAUGGUGGCUGCAAUGAUUCUAAUAUGCUUUUCGAAUACGGCCAGCACGGGGUACUCUCUUCGACCACUUGGAACGAUGGUUCGGCAAUAUUAUACUGGUAAAGAAAUUGUUCGGGCUAUGCCGUUCAAGUCUGCAUAUCCGUUCGACGAGUAUGCAGACCCGAUUUACGCAUUUACAUACAUUUUCAUUAGCUCAACCGGUACAAUCUGCUGCUUCGGUUUGGCUGGAAUGGACGGAAUUUUUGUAGCAAUUUGCUUGCAUAUAUCGGCUGAAUUUCGAAUACUUAAACGGAAUUUCGAUCAACUGACUCAGGAUCAGCAGACCGUCGAGAAUGAGAGAACGAUUCAAUAUUCGAAAGCGGAAAAUGAAGAACUCAACAAGAAAUUGAAAGUACUGAUUCGUCAGCAUCAGGAAACAAUUCAAAUGAACGAUCAUAUGGUCGAACUCUUUUUAGUAAACAUCUUUUCCCAUUUUGUAUCAGCAGCUUUGGUGCUGUGCUGUGUAUCUGUCAAUUUACUACUAGCCAAGGACGCAGAAGCCAUUCUUUACAUUUGCUAUGGUAUAGCUGCGCUGACUCAGCUUCUUAUAUUUUGUGCGGGUGGAACGAUUCUCAAUAUGGCUAGUUUUGAUAUAAGUGAAGCCGCCUAUUUUUUGGAUUGGUACAAACUGGACAUUCGUAAUCAACGUCUAAUUGGUUUGAUUAUCUUACGGGCCCAGACUCCGUGUGGAAUAGUUGUGCCGUUUUUUGAAUCGUCUUUGCAAACAUUUACUACGAUUAUGAGAGCCACUGGAUCGUAUAUUGCUUUGUUUCGAACGUUUUUGGAAUAAAAACUAUAAAAACAAGGAUUUACGGC